AGUGAAUAGACAGGUUAUAUUGCAAAAUGGAGCUGGAUGAAUUAAUUUUAGCAAGUAUCUCCGUUAUUACAUUGCACCACCAAUUAAUAUUAGUCUGGAAACGACGAAAACAGAGACAAGAAAAUCGUAGAAGAAAAGGAUGGUGGAUUCGUCUAAUAAAUCUAUCUAAAAUUCAACAAGGUUAUCAGUCAAAUCUUGUGAGAGAAAUGGAAACGGAAGAUCAUGAGGCUUUUUUUCAAAAUUUCCGAAUGUGGCCAGAACAUUUUAAUUGGUUGCUUAAUCAAGUGCAAGAUAAAUUGCAAAAGCGAAGCAGGAGAGCUUCAUUGGAUCCCAAACUGCGUUUACAGGUGACACUCUUAUAUCUAGCACAAGGAGAUUCUGUUUUGAGUAAACACACAGAGUUUCGCAUAGGGAGAUCAACAGUGUACGCAAUAAUUCCUGAGACCUGUAAAGCAAUUUGGGAAGCACUACAACCAAUUUUUCUCCCAACUAUGGAUAGAAAUUCAUGGAAUAGAGUAGCAGAGGGAUUCAUGGAUAGAUGGCAAUUCCCUAAUUGCGUCGGUGCCAUUGACGGGAAGCAUAUUCGCAUCAAAGCUCCUCCUAUGUCCGGAUCCGAAUAUUAUAAUUAUAAAGGAUUCUUUAGCUUGGUACUUAUGGCUGCUUGCGAUGCAGAAUAUAAGUUUACAUGGGUAGAUAUUGGGCAGUAUGGUUCAUUAAGUGAUGGUAGUAUCUGGAGAAAUACAAAUUUCAUGCAAGCUCUCGAAGAUGGAACAGCUGAUUUGCCACCAUCUAUUCCGCUUCCUGGUACAAAUGUUCCAUUCCCAUAUGUUUUUGUCGGAGAUGAAGCGUUUCCACUUUCUACAUAUAUGAUGAGACCGUUUCCUAGAAGAAACGUUAAUAUGUCUAAUAAUGAACGUAUUUUCAACUACCGAUUAUCUAGAGCGAGAAGAGUAAUCGAAAACACGUUUGGCAUCAUGACGACAAAAUGGCAAAUUUUAAGUACAUGCAUAAGCUGCUCUCCAAAAAAUGCAGAACUAAUAACAAAAGCCUUAGUCUGUUUACAUAAUUUUAUGAUGACCUGUGGACGUUCUCAAUAUUGCCCUCAAGAACUUAUAAAUAAUAAUGGCGAAGUUGAAAGAGAAACAUGGAGAGUACAAGCCAAUGAAACUAUUUUUCAUCGUCUGGGCAGAACAGGAGCAAACAGAAGUACACGUAUUGUACAGGGCAUGAGAAAUUAUCUAAUGCAAUACUUUACCUACGAAAUUGGUCAGGAACAGGCACCAUGGCAAAAUGAAAUGGCGCUCCAUGAACGCUCCAUAAAUGCUUAAUAAGUGUACAAAUAU
This is a messenger RNA of Temnothorax curvispinosus, 1343 nucleotides long. RefSeq names its product protein ANTAGONIST OF LIKE HETEROCHROMATIN PROTEIN 1-like. Lineage: Eukaryota; Metazoa; Arthropoda; Insecta; Hymenoptera; Formicidae. The record is from RefSeq and is a predicted model, not a curated record. Bases 27 to 1328 code for a protein of 433 amino acids. The transcript is spliced from 3 exons.